Molecule: messenger RNA, 878 nt
Organism: Tilletiopsis washingtonensis
Lineage: Eukaryota; Fungi; Basidiomycota; Exobasidiomycetes; Entylomatales
Product: eukaryotic phosphomannomutase
Exons: 5
Coding region: 111-878 (255 amino acids)
Biological process (GO): protein N-linked glycosylation; GDP-mannose biosynthetic process; mannose metabolic process
Cellular component (GO): cytosol
Molecular function (GO): phosphomannomutase activity
Source: RefSeq, a predicted model, not a curated record
CUCUCACCUCGCGCCGACGUGCUCCAACACGAGCCCAUCUUCCAGCGCACCUGCACCGCACCGCACGCCGGCCGCUCCUUUCGCUUCCCACCACCACACCCCUGCCCGCCAUGCCCGCCGCGCCGCGCACGCUCUGCCUCUUCGACGUCGACGGCACCCUCUCGCUGGCGCGCCAGCAGAUCAAGCCGGCGACGCUCGACGUGCUCCUCGGCCUGCGCGCCGCGGGCACGUGUGCCAUCGGCUUCCUCGGCGGCAGCAACCUGGCCAAGAUCCUCGAGCAGCUGCAGCUCGCCGGGCGUGCGCCGGUGCUCGAUGAGUUCGACUACGGCUUUGCCGAGAACGGCCUCACGGCCUUCAAGGCUGGGCGCGCGCUCGACAGCCAGAGCUUCAUCGGCUGGCUGGGCGAGGAGCGCUACAAGCAGCUCGUCAAGUUCCUGCUGCGCUACAUCAGCGAGCUCGACCUGCCCGUGAUGCGCGGCACAUUCAUCGAGUUCCGCAACGGCAUGAUCAACGUCUCGCCGAUCGGGCGCAACGCUUCUAUCCAGGAGCGCAUCGACUUUGAGAUCUACGACAAGGAGCACCGUGUCCGCGCCAAGCUGAUCAGCGCGCUCGAGGAGAAGUUCGGCUCGUGGGGCCUGACCUACUCCAUUGGCGGCCAGAUCUCCUUCGACGUCUUCCCCACGGGCUGGGACAAGACGUACGCCCUGCGCCACCUCGACCUGGCGCAGUGGGACACGAUCCACUUCUUCGGCGACAAGACGUACGAGGGCGGCAACGACCACGAAAUCUUCAUCGACGAGCGCGUGCAGGGCCACACCGUCACGAGCCCCGAAGACACCGUCGCGCAGCUGCAGGCGCUCUUCCCCAGCGCCAGCUAG